AUGGCCAGGCUACUAAAGAAACUUCGAGCCAAACGCAAGUUGGCGGCUUUGCAAGAGGCAGAAGCAGCAGCAGCAGCAGAAGCGGCUGAAAAGCAAGCGCAAUGCCGAAGAAACGCCCGCUGGUCGCUGGUCCUUGUGGGCAUCAUUCUUGCAGGAACGCUUGCCUUUACCAAAGAAGGAAUAACGCUCCUGGUGGAAAAUGUUCAAACAAUCGUUGCCAAGUCCAACUCUACUACCGCCAGUCAAACCAAUCCGAAACCCAUUAACAUAAGUGCCUUGCCAUUGCCAUCCUUGGAACCCUUUGACAUGAAAAAGUACGAUACAAUCCAUUUUUGGCAUCUUCGAAAGGCUGGCGGAACUUCCCUUCGAAUCUACGUUGAAGCUAUUGCCAAAUAUCACAACUUGACCUUUAAUGUGGAUGAAGGCAUGUGCUACAAAGGACCACACAGCGACCAAAAAACUCUGCUGGUGACAAUGAUCAAGGAUCCCGUGGCCCGAAUAGUGUCUGAGUAUUGGGGCGAAGGAAACGUCAACUUGACCAAUCCCAGAAGUUUCAUGGAUUUCAUUGACGAUCGAAACACAACUCAACCCAAACGCAUCUCAGAUGACCAUUGGUUUAUCUGGGGAUGUUCCCAUAAUUGUCUGACACGAAUAUUUGGCAAUGGCCGUCCAUCCAAUGUGCCAGCCGAUCUGUCCAAAGCCAAGCAAGCACUCGAACACGAUUUUGAUCUCGUUAUACAAAGCAACCGCAUGGGCGAUCCAAGAUAUCAACAAUGGCUCAGUCAAAUACUGGGGGCUCCGAGCAUCAAGCUGCCACACAGAAAUCACGCCGACCGAAAACAAUUCGCAGAAAACAAGAUUGCGGCUCCAAAGGAGCACGAGUUGGAGCUACUGAGAAGGACCAAUCAGCUGGAUUAUGACUUGCUAGAGUACAUAAUACCAAGAAGGAAGGAUCUGGUAGGUGUGGUAUAGCAGUUUGUGAUCCCUCGCUCUCAUCGGAUGUUUUUGUUCUUGCACGUACGUACACGCGAACAGCCAACAACAAUUCACCAUUACGAACAAACAAUUGUGAGAUUACCUCAGCACAACCAUGCCAGUCUAGCCCCCGACAGACUGGUCUCACGGCGUACAACAUUACUGCAGUAGAGACUUCAUUGGCAGCCUAUGCCCUCUACAUGACACCCGGUUGAUUCAUUCAAUUCAAUUUCUCGUGUAGAUAAUAUUAUGAUUAGAAGUCUUCUUGCGGAGUAUCGAUG
Molecule: messenger RNA, 1256 nt
Organism: Seminavis robusta
Lineage: Eukaryota; Bacillariophyta; Bacillariophyceae; Naviculales; Naviculaceae
Source: the annotation of a GenBank genome assembly